This is a messenger RNA of Cherax quadricarinatus, 6979 nucleotides long. The record is from RefSeq and is a predicted model, not a curated record. Lineage: Eukaryota; Metazoa; Arthropoda; Malacostraca; Decapoda; Parastacidae.
CACACACACACACACACACACACACACACACACACACACAUACACACACCCUUGCUUCUCGUGCCGUGUUUUAAGCUCUUCAACGACCCUCUUAAAUGUAUGAGUAGUUGUUAAACAUUUUUCAAAAGUGAAGUAAACAAUCCCUUCCCCUCCCUCCCUACUUAAGAAAAUAAGUUGCUUAAGUGUACGAAAAGAAAAUAGAAACUCUUAGUUGUGAACAGUUUAGACACAGCUGAGGAUUCUGUUGGUGUCUGCAACUCACCACCGUCUCCCAGGGCGCUUACUUUCUGGGGGAACUCAAGAAAAGUUUUUCCUCUUAUCACUUUGGGUAAGAAAACGAGGCACACUUACCGAGGAUUUAAGGAAAAAGCAAGAAUAUAGGAGGAAGAGUGUGAGAAAGAGAGAGAGAGAGAGAGAGAGAGAGAGAGAGAGAGAGAGGUGGCGGUCAGUCUGCUAGCAAAGGCAAUACAAGUAUCAUACUCGACGUAAAUUCUUCUCUCCGCAAAAAAUGGAACAUUAAAAGACUUUAGUCCCUCGCCACGACCUCUCCCGGGUCAUUCCCUGUUUUACAUCUGCCUUUUUACUCUCUGCUCUUUUCUGGUUUUCUUGGAUCAUUUCUCCUGCGACGCUGAGAGGACACCUCUGCUCACCCAGUGACGAAUGCAGAGGACACACUGAAAGAAAACAGUGACGAAAGCUGGUGAAAGAAGAGAAGAGCGGCGGCGGGGAAUGAAGGUAGUGGAUCCUUGCUCAAAAAAGUUGUUGCUAUUACCCUAAACUUUACUAUGUUGGCCCAGACGCUGAGGAGGAGUAGUGGACCCUAACUCGAAGGACUGCGUCACUCUCUCGGGAGAUCCUGCCCUAACAUGUGAGAUUUUACUUAAGACUUUAGAUAAAAAAAGAAAAACAGAAACUCCUCGAGAAAUCUGGCUGUUGUAGACUGACCGCGAUCAUCAUAACUUCCUAACUAUCGUUCAGGAAGUUGUUGUGAUUCAGCUCUUGACUGGACCACCCGGUGAACUUAUUACGUAUGUUGCUCAGCUGCCAUCUACAUAGCGGAAUCAUGAAAUAAAGAAAAACUCGUUUGUCUUUUACUGUUGGUUCGCUGUGACUACCUUCAUCGCUGGGAAAAAGUGUUGAGAAGGGAUGAAAGAGGAAAAAAAAGGCUCCUAUUGAAAUGACGGCAGAAGCUCAAGGCAAAUCAUAUAUGAGUUAGGGACUGUGUUCAGGUGCGAAAGAGUGACAAAAGUUUUUUUGCUUGUAGAUUUACUGGUGCGUUUUGAAAGAACGACGGACAACCUUUGAGAAAUUCUGCAGCAAAAAAAAAAAAAAAAAAAAAAAAAAAAAACGAAAAAAAAAAAAAAAAACGCACAAAGCCAACAAUUUCAAGAACGACUAAUAUUAACAUCCCAGUUGACAGUCCUCACAGACGAAAGCCACUAACAAUCCAAUUCAAUUCGUCACAUUCUGCCCUACCAUUGAAUAAAACUUUACGAAUGAGGCAUUAAUUGACCAACUAACGAGACGACAAUUGCUAGAGAUAUCAACAGCCUCAAAUAUCCUCCCCAAAAAAGGCCCAGUAACGACUAGUAUAAAAAAGGAGCCUCAUUUGUGAGUCGGUAAAAGAUAGUUACGACCUAAGUACCGAAAUAAAGUGAGUGAGAACGAAGAAGGAACCCAACCAUCGGCCUUUGGGAACGCCUCUUGCACAAAACUGAAGUGACCUUCGAGGCAGCAUGGCGGGGGAGGGGAGAGGCGUAGUGGACUGAAGCGCAGACGCGGGCGUGAGAGGGACCUCCGUGGGCGUGUGGGCGUGGUAGCCGAGCCGCUGGAGCCAUGAGGAUGGGCGUGAUGGGCGGUUUCUCGCCGCUAUCUUACCUGGCUACACUCCUCCUCCUGCUCCUCUUCUACCCCAGUGAGACUCACGCCCGCAAGAAAAUUGAUGUCUACGUGGCUGGCUUCUUCCCAGUGGGGGACGGUCCCAAGCACUCCCUGGGGAGAGGGGUGAUGCCAGCCCUCAACCUGGCCGUGAAACAUGUCAACGAACACCCCACCGUCCUCAGGAACUACAAGCUUCAUGUCAUCUGGAACGACACUCAGUGCGACACAGCCGUGGGAACCAAGUCAUUCUUCGACAUGAUGUACAAGGAGCCCAGGAAAGUGAUGCUCUUCGGCGCCGCCUGCACCCACGUCACCAGUCCCAUCGCCAAGGCUGCCAAACACUGGAAUAUUGUACAGCUGUCGUACGCAGACACCCACCCCAUGUUCUCAGCCAUCAAGUACCCGAACUUCUUCAGGAUGGCCCCGUCUGACAAGGAGUUCAACCACCCUCGCCUGCAGCUGCUACAGCGGUUCAAUUGGACUAGGGUCGGCACCCUCUUCCAGAACGAGCCCAGGACACGCCUUGCUCACAACCACUUGGCUUCGCUGCUGGAAAUGCACAAGUAUGAGAUUGUUGUGACCCAGAAUAUAGCGGACGAACUCAAAGAGCAGCUGAAGAAGCUCUUCGACAAGGACGUGAGAGUCAUCCUGGGCUACUUCGACGAGCACUGGGCGAGGAGGAUAUUCUGCGAAGCCUUCCGGAAGGGCAUGUACGGCAAGAAUUAUCAGUGGAUCAUCACAGGGAUGUACCGGGAGGAGUGGUGGACCCUGCGAGGCAACGGCGAAGACCUGGAAGAUGACGGAACACUCGACUUCGAAGACGAACCGAAGGAGUCAGGGGGAGGAGGGUGCGCCGUCGAGGACAUCAUGACAGCUCUGGAGGGUUGCAUCAUGACUGACCUCCUCCCUCUCACUACCUCGCUGGAAAAGACCGUCUCUGGGAAGAACAUCUCAGAGUACGAGAGAGAAUACAAUGAACUGAGGCGGUCAGAGUACUCGAGGUUCCACGGGUACACCUACGACGGAGUGUGGGCCAUGGCCCUGGCCAUACAGGCGGUGGGCCAUAAGUUACAUCGCAUCAAUCACCACAAUAAAACCAACAAAACCGUUCAGGACUUCAGUUAUCGUGACCCGGAAUGGGAAGAUCUCUUCACCAAGGCACUGUCCGAGGUCAAGUUCGAAGGGGUCACGGGUCACGUGCAGUUUACGAAGGACAACACAAGGAAAGGUUACAUUCUGAAGAUUAAGCAGUUCCAAGGUGGCAGGGAGGUGAAGAUAGGUGAAUUUGAUGGUUUCGAGAACGUACUUGAGCUGGACAAGGGACACCCUAUCUACUGGCCAGGAGGCAACCCUCCGCUUGACCGCACCGUCAAGCUUAUCGAGAAGACCAGUGUCAACAUCAGCAUCUACGCCAUCCUGGUUACCAUAGCUUCAUCUGGUAUCGUCAUGGCCUCCAUCUUCCUCGCCAUCAACAUCAAGUACAGGAAUCAGAGGUACAUCAAGAUGUCGUCGCCUUACCUAAACAACGUGAUCAUCGUGGGUUGCAUCCUGACCUACACCUCCGUCAUCCUGCUAGGGCUGGACUCGGAACUAACCAGUGAGACCAUUCCUUACAUUUGUACCGCCCGCGCCUGGGUUCUCAUGGCCGGCUUCACUCUGGCCUUCGGAUCCAUGUUCUCCAAGACCUGGCGGGUUCAUUCCAUCUUCACCGAUGUCCAGCUCAACAAGAAGGUGAUCAAGGACUCACAGCUGUUCUUGGUGGUGUUCGUGUUGCUGUGCGUGGACGUGGCCAUCAUGACCACCUGGCAGAUCGUCGACCCCUUUUACAGGGAAACCAAAAAACUGGCACCUUAUAUGCGAGGUGAUAUACUCGUUAUACCAGAGAACGAGUACUGCAAGAGCCAAAAGAUCUCCGUGUUUGUAGGCUGCAUAUACGCGUAUAAGGGGCUACUAAUGGUGUUCGGGUGCUUCUUGGCUUGGGAGACGCGACUGGUGAGCAUCCCGGCGCUGAACGACUCCAAGUACAUCGGGAUGAGCGUGUAUAACGUGGUGAUCAUGUGUAUCAUCGGUGUACCCAUCUCGUACAUUCUAAGCGACGAGCAGGAUGCUUCCUACCUCAUCAUCUCCGUAUUCAUUCUCUUCUGCACCACUGGCACGCUCUGCCUCGUCUUCGUUCCCAAAAUGCUGAUAGAACAGCUGGGGGAGGACGCUCUUGCGGAGGUCGAAGGUCAUGACCUCACCAGAAGCACUCGGCGACCCUCAAAACCUCGGUCUAUAGAGAGACUAAGGAUAGAAGGUCCGUCGGUCACGGAAACCACGGAAGCCACGGAGCUUACGUCGCUGUGUUCCGGAACGUCGCAGGAGGGCGAGUAUGUACCCCGUAGUGGUGUGGCGUGUGUGCCUUCCCCUCUCUCCACCUCCACAACCACCACCACCACCACCACCACCACAACCACCACCACCUCCUCCACCACCACCACCACUCACCACCAUCUCCAACAACACCACCACCACCACCUCCACCACUACCACCACCACCACCACCUGCCCGCCACUGGUCUGGGGUCCGCCUCUCUCUCCUUAGACCGUGCCUCCUCACGACGAGGGGUGACUUUCGCCUCCCCUCUACAAACCCCUCGUGACGUCAGCAAGAGCGUGUCCUUCCGGAUGGAGGGGGGAGGAGUGGGGACAUGUCCCCCCACGGUGGAGGCCAUCCCUCUCAUCCACAUGAACACUCCACCCACUCAGCUAUCUGGCCACCCACCUAUGCCGUGUGAACCACUGCUGGAGCGUGAGGGGGCAGCGUACGGAGGUUACGGCGGGGUGUACGUCCACGACUACGGUGGUGCCAUGAUGCAGAAGGAGCAGAAUAUCUUGCAGCAGCGGCGGGCCAGCAGGACCAGCCUGCAGGGAAUGAGGAGCUACAGCCGAGGGGAGGUGGACAUGGGACCCCCGCUAGAGGACGCGCCUCCGCCCCCGACGAUGAUGGAGUACGGGGGAGCGCCCCUGGGGGAGGCGCCGACGACGGUAGGGAGCGGUAUGCCCCCGGCGUCGCACGUCGAUGUGUGCCCGUACAGAAGGACAAGCCUCCGUCAGAGCAACAGCACCAAGUACAGUCAAGUGCCUCGCAACCUGUACACUCCGCUCAACAACGAGGAGAGCGGAGGGGAGAAGCUGCCCUUGUUAGUGGGCAAGAAGAACAGUGAUCUCAAGAUUAUAAACAAUAAAGCCAACUACCAGACGCUCAGCGAGAAGAACAGCAAUGCCCUCGCCAACCUCGCCGCCGGCUACAACAUAUCAGGCGACGGACCAGUCGGGUACAGAGCCACGCAGCAGCCACAGCAUCCGCAGACGCAGGCACAGAGGUAUCCGCAGGAGCAGCAGCAGACCACCCGCAUCGCCGCCCUCAGGCGCGGUAGCGAGCCUCCAAGACCCCCUGGGAGAGGUUCCAUGCACAUCCGCAACAGGUCUUGUGACGACCUAGCGUGCUCCUGCUGCGAGGUGCCCCUCCCGCACGACCUGCUCGCCGAUCACGCCGGCCACAGCGCGUCCGACGCAGCGACCGACAGCGACGUAGACCCGCGAGACAUAAGCGCCGGUGGACGAACUCGUUGGGAACUGGGAGACGAUCGGGACGGAACACGAACCAUCUCUCGAGCUCACCUGAGAAGGGACAGCUUCGGGGAGGUGGUGUCUAGACGAUCUCCUAGCCAAGACAGCCUGGAGCAGGUGCGCACGCGAUCUCCCACCAUCAUGCUGGACGACCCUACUCCGUUAGCUACGCCCACGCCCCCACCUCACACGACCCACGACAUGCUAGGGCGGCACUCACCAAGUCAAGACAGCUUCGGGUACGGCGUCUGUCGGAGGUCUGAGAGCCAAGAUAGCCUGGAUCAUCAGGAAACGUCUCGCCACACAGUGGCUUCAUCAGGGUCCCUGGGUACAAAGAGCAGUCCAGGCUCCCCUCCCGGCACAUUUUAGGUUACUUCUGGGCCCGGAAAAGAUGCGGCCGUCUCCAGGUGCUCCAGCAAGGAGACGGUGCGAAACCACGCUCCUCUGAUCCAGCAGACGCUGCCACGCCCGCACGCCCACAGCCACGCCCACACCGGCUACAUGAACGGUGAGAUGAGUGAGUCUGCCGCUUCUUCUGAAGACCUUAACCCUUCUCAGUGCCACGAGAUGUAUAGAGAGCCGAACAGCCUUCACCGCACCAUCAGUGAGCCCUAUUAUAACUUCGACGACGACGACUCAGACGGACCAGGGCAGCAGCACCUGCUGAUGCUGCAGCAGCAGGCAAAGCAGCAAGAGCAGCUCCUGCAACACCAGCAACUAAGAGGCAACAGAGCGAGGCUGCCUCCAGUGAGAACCCCAUCAUAUGACAACUCCUACGAUACCUCCUCUCUGGUUGGCUUCAGUACGCAUUCACUACGAGGUCGUUCGCACCACGCGCGACACGCAACGACCACUUCCGUCGCCGCAGCCAUCGCCGCUGCAAGGAAGAACGCGUCGGACAACGCGCUGGAUCACGACACGUCGAUACUGCCCAUCUUCCAGAAACUGCUGAGCGAGAGGCAACGUGGCUAUCACGGCCACGCCAGGGACUUCACCAUGUCCUCCUGCCCCAACAUUACUAUCAAGUGUGAUAUUGUGGAGUACCUAUGAUCCGGCAGCAGCACUCACCACCUCCACCACCACUACCACCACCACCACCACUAUCACCACCUCCACCGCCACUACUACGUCUAGUACCGUCAUGAUCACUACCCCCAAACACUUCCCCCCCCCCUCAUAAUCACUUCUAUAACUACCAGCAGUAACCUCCUUUCUCCCUCUUCCCCUCAACUACCACCACUACCUCCACUACCACCAUCACCCCCACCACCACAACCACCACCACCUCACCUUUGUACCAAUCAUCACAACCUAUUUUACAAUGGACGUUUGUGCUUAAGAAAAGUUUUCUAGUAGCUGUGAACCAAUUUCUUGGUAUCUCCAUAAUACACCUCUCUUGCCCACCCUUCACAAACUCACCCAAACCUAAACGUGUGUGUUUGUGUGUGUAUGUGUGUGUGAGUGUGUGUGAGUGUGUGUGUGUGUG